AUGGGUGCCAAAGGCAAACUUCGUCCCUUAAGUGGGCAUGUCACUGUUAAAAAUCUACCAACAUAUUUUGAUUCUUUCUUUCUAGUCAAGCGUAUUUCCACAAAUAACGAAACCUUCGAUAAUGUUUCACCUUUUCUUGUCCAAAGGGCUAUUUCCGCUACUGUUGGAGAUGUCACAUCAAUAAAGAAAAUUCGCUCCGGAGAUCUACUUGUAGAAGUUAAUUCUAUGAAACAAGCGAAACAAAUUAUGAAAAUUAAAGCUUUAGCUGAUAUAAAGAUAACAGUGGAACCUCAUAAAACUCUAAAUUCUUCUAAAGGUGUCAUAACUGUUAAAGAACUUUUUAAUGUCCCUUUAGAGGAAAUCGCAUGUGAAUUAAAACCACAAGGAGUUACACAUGCGCGACGCAUUUUCAUACGAAGGGAUGGACAGCUCCUUCCGACGAAGCAUCUGAUCCUGACCUUCAGAUCACCAAAACUUCCCGUCUCUAUCAAGGCAGGAUAUAUUAACUGCCCAGUCAGGCCAUAUAUCCCCACACCUCUACGUUGUUUCCAUUGCCAGCGUUUUGGCCACCCAAAAACUGCUUGCCACGGCAAACGUACUUGUGCCCGCUGUGCGGAAGUUGGUCAUGAUAACGCUGAGUGUAAUGCAACAGAAAAGUGCGUAAAUUGUAAGGGCAACCACACCUCUUAUUCUCGGUCUUGCCCUAUCUGGAAGUUUGAAAAAGAGGUCAUUGAAGUUAAAUUCAAGGAACAGAUGUCUUAUCCCGAAGCCCGACGGAUUGUCAAAGCUCGGACAACGACGUCUGGUAACACUUACGCUUCGGCAGUGAAGAAAACUCUUGUUAGCCAAAGUACGCAAUAUGAAAUAAAUGAUUUUCCUCCUGACAUUGACACAGAUACUUCUGAUACGGUCAACUCGGAAACAGUUAAAGCUCAACGCAAGAAGCCUUCUAAAGCUGAAAAGUCUUUAAAGCUUAAAAUUUCUAAGCACGGUUUUCCUCGCAAAGAUUUAGCAAAGACGUUCAAAAAACAAUCAAAAAAGCAAUCUUUAGCCCUGGGUAUUGCGGAGAAAGGCCUCAUACCCAAAGAUUUACCUCCUUUGUUCGGUGGCACUCCAAAAAGUUCUGAUGUAAUUAACUUACAUCCCUCGGAGGAGGAGGAUGAAGAUCUUAAGAUGAGUUGCGAAGUUUCUCCAACUCCUAAUGUUUCCGUCUCAAAUUCUUUUUCACCUCAAAUUACUUAA
Molecule: messenger RNA, 1242 nt
Organism: Argiope bruennichi
Lineage: Eukaryota; Metazoa; Arthropoda; Arachnida; Araneae; Araneidae
Exons: 1
Coding region: 1-1242 (413 amino acids)
Molecular function (GO): zinc ion binding; nucleic acid binding
Source: RefSeq, a predicted model, not a curated record